Selaginella moellendorffii is the source of this 1276-nucleotide messenger RNA. RefSeq lists its product as uncharacterized. Lineage: Eukaryota; Viridiplantae; Streptophyta; Lycopodiopsida; Selaginellales; Selaginellaceae. The transcript is spliced from 8 exons. The record is from RefSeq and is a predicted model, not a curated record. The coding region runs from base 538 to 1113 and encodes 191 amino acids.
GUUCUUUGUUUACUGCAGAAACGGCAUUUCUUUGAUUUCUUGCAAAGUUACCAGUUCAUGGUUUCCAGUGUAUCUCUUUGAUUUCUUACAGUUCAAGGGGCCCUUCGAGCAAGGUACAUGGAAUGAGCUGCUUAACAGCUCAUUUUUCUACGGCGCCCCGACUUUUAUAUUCACGGACUGGUGGACGAGGGAAAUAGAAUCUCGAGGCCCGGUAGAUGCGACAAAGCGGCAAGAAAAUAUGAAAGCUUUUUGAUCCCGCGGUGGUGGUGGCGGUGGCGGCUAAGCAAGCGGAACCUACGCAGCAAUGUUGAUUGAGAAGGAAAGGCGGCAGCUUUCUGGAGAGAGUGUGGUACUGGUACAUAAUCUUCUGGUCAGUAGGCUUCUAGAGGCGAGAAAAAAGCUCGCAAACAGGGAAGCGAAGAGAAAAAGAAGAGUGAAGGGCGGCAAAGAAGAUGAAGGAAGGUGGAAGUGAAUUUGGAAUGGGACGUGUGGUACCGUCUUUAAAAGCAUCACCAGGACAUAACAGUAUGGAUUGGGAUGGGAAAUGGAGGAUGGAAAGAUGGACCACAACAACAACACCACGCACGCGGAAUGAAGGAUAUAAAUGGGGAGAGUUUGGUUCUAUUCCUCUGGGAGACACUUUAUGCGCUUGAAUCGAAUAUUUAUCGUCGUGAAGAACCGCAGCAUCAAAGCUUGGCACCCACUCACGCAGAGGUACUGAAGAGUCUCGGACAAACAGGCAGAAUAAACAGGACCUUCCGUUUCCAUGGCGAGGAAACGUGUCAGGUCGCAUGCAAGGCUCGCCGUAGCUACAAAAAGGCCAGCUUUGGGACUAAUCCAUCGCUCAUCAGUGCGCGCGUUUGCUGCGACGUAGCCAUCCCACCGGUCAAAGGGGAGUUUCUCGUUUUUUUAAUUCUUUUUCAACAUGUCGUCGGACAGCGCGCAGGGAAGGAAAGAGGAGCUCAAGGGGAGUGCUCAAGACAAGAUGGACCAAGCCGGUCAGAAGAAAGAGGACAUGAAAGGCACUGCUCAGGAAAAGAUGGAGCAAACCAAAGAUCAAGCCAGCGGUAUGUUCCAGCAGAUGGGAGACAAGGUGAAACAGGCUGCGGAUAAAACGAAGGAAACUCUGGCUGGAACUGGAGAUAGGAUGACUGCGGACAACAAGAAGGCGUAAACGAAUGCUCCAAAGAGUUGAGAGAAAAUAAGAGACCUUAUGUGCGAAUGUUGUCAAUCGUGACCCAACGAUCAUUGGAAUUUAGUUGUGGUUUUACUGUCU